This is a messenger RNA of Hermetia illucens (black soldier fly), 3343 nucleotides long. Its product is annotated as lachesin-like. The record is from RefSeq and is a predicted model, not a curated record. The transcript is spliced from 9 exons. The coding region runs from base 1082 to 2455 and encodes 457 amino acids. Gene Ontology annotation, cellular component: neuron projection. NCBI's taxonomy places the organism in Eukaryota, Metazoa, Arthropoda, Insecta, Diptera, Stratiomyidae.
UUGGGACGUAUAUUCGCUUUCGGUUUAAUGGAAAUUCGAGGAGUCCACGUGUUUGUUGUGCAUCCAGGACUAUCAGUGUAUUCCCAUUACCUAACAUUCGUAUCCGAAUAAUGUAGGCGAGCGGCUGGUUGUUUUUCAACUGAUUGGAGAUAAUUAUCGGUCGAAUAAUUAACUAAUGACUAUUGACAAAGUCCAUAGCCUCAUUUAUAAACAAUAGCUGCGUCCGAUUUACAGAAUUCUUUCAUUUUGAUUUGAGAUCCUCACGCUAGUAUUUAAUGAUGAUUUCGAAAGGCUCGAUUCGAUGGUUUCAAUGAAUGGGACCUUCUUUAAUUACAACCUCUUUGCGCCCAACAACGCUAGAUAAUCUCCUUUCCGCGUUUCUUCCUUCGAAAAUUUGAAUACCUUCAAGGAGGCACUCCUAUGGUUCACGCGCGACAGUCACGUGCGCGCCAAUUUUCAAAUUUGAUUUGAAUGCAAUUAACAUAACGUCGCCUUUUGUGGUGCAGUGAUUGUGUGCCGAAACCGCGCAUCCUGGCGCAAUCAUUAACAGUGCACAGUGUAAAAGUGUAGCGAAGAAGAGUUUUCAGAUAAUCAGUGAUUUGGAGAGUGAGUUUGGUAUUUGUGUAUGGCAAACCCCAAUUUUUUUGGUGACACCCAACACCCUUCACCUUUCGCUACCAAUUGCAGGGAUUACACAGUCUUGUUACGAUCCCUAACUUAAAGCCGUCUGGAUGUGAAGGCUCGCUUUCCCAGAUUUCCCCUUUUUGUGUAAAAAAAAGUGUUUCAAUUUGUGGCGUGAAAUCGGGACUUGUCGUGCGUCCUAAAUAAUUUAAGAGGAUAAGGUUUUUUUGUUUCGAAUGCCGGAUACGUGAAAACUUUUCGUUGCUUUGUGGUGCAAGUCCAUUUGUCCGUUUUGGAAUUGUUGCAGGGUCGUUGGCUGAAAAAAUCACUAUCCGGUGUUUUUUGGUGCUAUGGAGAUUCAGGUGUUACUUUGAACUACGAUUCGUGUUUGCAAAAGGACUGAAUGCUGCCGAAAUAAUAUCACUUUUGUCAGGAGCGAGAGACACAAUUUACAGUCAAAAUGAGGUCUUUACUGUACCUGUCGUUUGGAGUAUUUUUCACUUCGGUGUUCUUUAUAACAUCUGGUAAUACGACCACUUCGACAUCGAGCAACGCUCUGGGUGGUAAUGCUGUGACCGAGGAUCCUGAAUUCACAGAUGUCAUUGAGAAUAUCACAGUGCCAGCGGGCAGAAACGUCAAAUUAGCAUGUUCUGUGAAAAACCUAGGACCUUAUAAGGUCGCUUGGAUGCAUUUCGAACAAUCUGCAAUUUUAACUGUACAUAAUCAUGUGAUUACGCGCAAUCCACGCAUCAGUGUAACGCACGACAAACACGAUAAGCAUCGAACCUGGUUCCUGCAUAUCAACAACGUUCAGGAAGAGGAUAAAGGUCGUUACAUGUGUCAGAUAAACACCGUAACAGCCAAAACACAAUUUGGAUACGUUCACGUUGUUGUUCCACCCAACAUAGACGACUCUUUAACGUCGAGCGAUGUGAUAGUGCGUGAAGGUUCUAAUGUAACGCUGAGGUGUCGUGCGUCAGGAAGCCCUACGCCGUCCAUCAAAUGGAAACGAGAUGAUGGCAGCAAAAUUUCGAUUCGAAAGGAUGUCACAGAAGUGACGGAAUGGGAAGGCGAAAGCUUGGAACUUUAUAGGAUUUCAAGGACAGGAAUGGGUGCCUAUUUAUGUAUUGCAUCAAAUGGUGUGCCACCAAGUGUCUCGAAACGUAUUAAAGUCAGCGUGGAUUUUGCUCCUAUGGUAUGGAUACCGCACCAGCUUGUAGGCGUUCCCAUGAACUAUAACGUUACCCUAGAAUGUUUCAUUGAGGCGCAUCCUACAUCCCUCAAUUACUGGACUCGAGAAAAUGACCAAAUGAUUUCGGAGUCGACCAAGUACAAAACGGAAACAAUCCCUGGCACGCCUUCGUAUAAGGCCACGAUGCGACUAACGAUCUCGAACGUCGAGAAAAGCGAUUACGGCAGUUACAAGUGUGUCGCCAAAAAUCCUCGCGGUGAAACUGAUGGCACCAUUAAGCUGUACACGUCAAGUCCACCAACAACGCCAGCACCACCAACUACAGAGACAACUCAACGCAGGGAUACCACAACCACGAAAAUGGUUUUCAACACACCAAUCUAUGGUCAAUCAGCAACGAAUUCUGUGGUUCUUUUUGAAAAAGGCACGAAAUAUCAAUCCAACCUUAAUGAAAUCGACAAAUCAGAGCAAAAAUCUUCAAGUGAAGGUGCGAAAGGAUAUGAUUGGUCCCCGCAAGAUGACCGUUCUCGAGGACAUCGGACUCUCAACGUCCAGAGCGCAUAUCUUCCUGUAGCUGGCAUUCUUUUCUUAAUCUCUGUCACAAAACUAAGCUCAAUUCUAAGCAACAUUUCAAAAACAUAGGUAACCCUAAGAUAUAGUCCUUAGAUAAUAACUAAAUUAAAAUGAAUUAUGAAAAAUCAAACAAAUGAUGGAUAUUUAUGAAAUUAUUAUGAAUACAAAGGUUAUAAAACGAAAUGAAAACGGAAAUGCCUAAUAAAGAGUAAAAUACAAAACUAUUUUAUACACACGAAGUAAAACUAAUUAUACAUUUUAACCGAGCAGAGAGAAAGUUUGUGCAAUGAUAUUAAUAUUAUUCUGUUAAACGGAGAAAGCUGAUUAUCAGUAAAUGUAAAAUACGACACUGUAAAAAGUAUUUAAAUGGUGAUUUCACAUAUGAAGUAGUGCCACGUGUAACUAUUAAACCAAAUCAUUACAAUUUAAGUUUCCUUGGUAUAAUUUUCAAAAUUUCUUUUCAAAUGAUUCAGGGGAAGGUUAUUUCCAAUGAACUUAGUCUAAAUUUAUGAACGGUCGUGUCACAGACAUGCAAACAUUUUUUAUGGAAUUUAUUUUGUUUACACGUUUUCUUACAUAUAAUUCGAUGCCUUCAAAAACUCGAGUUUAUUUCUCCAAAACUUCUGAAGUUCAUACGUUUGGUUUAAUUAUUCCGCAGAAUAUAGCAAAUAUAUGACAUAUUUUAAUAAAAUCGGUUUCGCGGAAGAUUAGUGCAAUCAUGCGGAGUUGUUACUUUCGAAAGGCUAAAUUGCAUGCAUGCAUCGAAUGGUUGCAGUUUAAAUGCCGCUACAAAUUGCUGCAAACGUAAGCGCCAGAUAUGCGAGAGAGAUAGCGCGGAUAGUAACAAAUUGACGGACUAGGGAGCUAGUUCGCAAUAAGUAGAUAUUGUAAAUAAACGUGAAUAAAACAAUUAUAUCGUAAGAGGAGAAAAUAUGAUAUUACUAUAUCAAAACAUUA